AAACUAAGUGCUUGGACCCUUGCAGCUGUGGAUUAAAAAACCCACAAAAUGAAGCGAAAACUUUUUAUUUGCUGUUUCAUUAUUGGCAUUUUUACUGUCCACUCUGAAACAACCAGCGAAAUCAAAUCAACCGCGAGCAACGUUGAGCUGACCUCGGUAGCAUCGCUACCUGAGACUACAUCGCUUACAUCAACUUUAGCCACAUCGCCAACGUCCGAUGAAACGGCGAAAGAUAAACGUCAAAUUGGCGCUAAAGAUGAAGCUGUUUAUGCGAAUCACCGCUCCGACACUCUUGGCGCUGACGAUCCGGAAAAUCCACAGGAAACCAUUUAUGGCCCAAAACCAACCCAAUUCAUCAUACGUCCUAUCGCACCGCAUGAACACCAGCAGCACGAAGAUCAUCAGCCGCCGCAGUUGCGUAAUUAUCCGGCAACAAUACGGCCACAUAGCACACAAUUACUGGAGCAGAGUCAAGAGAUCCAACAUUUUGCCUACCUCCAAGACAUCAACCGUAACCACCCGAAGUCGUCUGCCGUCGCUUCUGAAUUAACUGGAAAGCCGCACACUGCGCACCAACCGAAGAAAGGUACCAAAUCGGGACGAGCUCAUGCAGCACAACCACAGUACCGCGGCAACGCCGAAGAGGCCGAGCAACGUUAUGCUAUCGCCAUACAGCCACCCAAUCCAACAUCCGCCCAAGCACCACAUUAUGCAGCGCCACCCCAACAGAUUGCUCCACGUUACCAGGUUCCGGUGCAGCAACAUCAGCAACAUUUGGCGCCUUUAGGCCAACCAGGCACAUCACAACAGCCCUACCAAAUUAUACCUGAAGAAGAAUUUCUAAAACUUUUAGAAGAUGAAUUGCGUGCACGUGCUUUUCACGAAGCCCAAUACCGUCAGCAGCAAACUGCACCGGCUCCAGCACCUACUAAACCGCUACCCUUGCCACAUCCCACUCAACGCAUCGGUCAAGGUUUAGGCAGUUAUCGUCAACAAGCGCCACCACAGCCCCAAUCGCUUGGCGAAGAGCCAACGCCCGAAUACGUACAAUAUGUACCAAGACACCGCGGCGGCCCCAAAUAUCUGCCACAGCCACAGCCUCAGCCGCAGCCACAACAGCAACAAGUCGAACCGCAAGCUGAACCGGCAGCAGAGGUGCCGCCUCCUCCACAGAUACCACCGCAGCUGGCCUACUAUCAACCGCAAGUAAGCUAUAAAACCUUGCCAAAUCACCCGCUAGCAAAGUCAUCAUUGGAGAAUGAAAUUGAAAAACUGCUGGCCGCAAACAAACCUUCUACCGUACAAUUGACGGAUAAUUCUAACGAACCGUCUGGUGUAGUACAUCAACAAUAUCAAGUGCCACAACAGCAAUUGCAACCGCGCCCGAUACAACGUCCACGUCCACAUGCGGUGCAGCAGAAAAUUUAUUCGUCACCAAGCGGUUCACAACCCACACCCACACCUCUGGUAGAUGCCAACAAUCAGCCAUUUAUACCGUCUUUAUUUAGAUUCAGCAACUUACAACAGCCAACGCCCAUCUAUCCCACACAAUUGCCACAGCACGUCGUUGAAUCAAAGAAAUUGGGACCCGUAGUAUAUCCAGCUACGCAGGCGCCCGCGCCCGCACAACAACCACAGCCCACACAGUAUUUCUAUCAGGAACUAACACCUACAGCCAGACCUAAAUCUCUACGUUCGAAGCAAUAUGGCUCCAAAGUUUCCACUUCCUCACCGAAAUUGCGCGAAAAGGAACCACCAAACUACCCAAAUGUGCCUGCCGCAGCUAAGUAUAUUAACCCACAUUUGUAUUACGAAUAUGAUCGGCAACCCAAUGGCCGGAGCACACCUGCACAAUUCCAUCCCAGCCCUCCUGAUCCGAACACACCGAUAGCCGAACAACAUCCACAGCCUCAGCCACAAGCACAUAUACAACAACUUUCAGCACCAGCGCCGCCACGAUCGCAAGCACACCCAGGCCGACAAUACAUUUUGCCCUCUCCAGCACCAUCGCAAUCGAGUAUUUACGUUUCGCAAGGCACAGGCAUCUCUACACCCACGCGUAGCACUGCUGUCAAAACAAAGUCCAUCGAAGAUGUACGCCAAUUGCAUUUACCACAACCCGGCGGUAAGCCACUCACACAGAGCGAAUUCCAGGCGUUGAUUGAUGCUGGGUACCCAGUCACAGCUGUGCCCGUGCCAAUACCCGUACCUUACGAGCAGUAUAUCAAAGAGCAUCCCGAGUACCGCAAUCAGCCAGUGGACUAUGCCCAGCUGAUGCAGCGUAUAGCUCAGCAAUAUGGUCCACGUAGAGGACUUCAAGCUCAACCCUCUGAACCAACUGCAAACGUUGUGUCUGCAAUGUCCGACGCACAGAGCGCGGCAGCUAUAGAUGAGGGAAACAUAACAUAUCUACGUCCAGUGCCUGAACCGAAAAGGCAUCCCCGUGAGGAGAAGGAAACAGCAGUCGCUGGGAAGAUGGAUGAAGCCAAACAAUAAUGUGCGAAUAAAUAUACAAAUGUAACAAUAGCUUUUAACUGUAUUUUUCGUCAAGGAAACGAAACAUUAUGUAUAGUCGAGAACAGCACAAUACCGAGCCAAGAAAAGAGCAAUAUUUAAAGUGUGUAUUUAGCAACAAUUAAAAAAAAGUGGACAAUAUUUGGAUAGGCAAGCAUUCGAAACGAAUGGUCAUUCAUUGGCGUGUGCCACAAUUCGGUGCCUGAAUGUUAUUUGUGUGCAUACAA
Messenger RNA from Anastrepha obliqua, 2741 nucleotides. Its product is annotated as trithorax group protein osa-like. The record is from RefSeq and is a predicted model, not a curated record. The coding region runs from base 49 to 2496 and encodes 815 amino acids. Lineage: Eukaryota; Metazoa; Arthropoda; Insecta; Diptera; Tephritidae. The transcript is spliced from 3 exons.